Messenger RNA from Asparagus officinalis (garden asparagus), 2064 nucleotides. Its product is annotated as cation/H(+) antiporter 28-like. The record is from RefSeq and is a predicted model, not a curated record. Gene Ontology annotation, cellular component: endomembrane system; membrane. Lineage: Eukaryota; Viridiplantae; Streptophyta; Magnoliopsida; Asparagales; Asparagaceae. The transcript has 3 exons. Gene Ontology annotation, molecular function: antiporter activity. Gene Ontology annotation, biological process: proton transmembrane transport; regulation of pH. Bases 1 to 2064 code for a protein of 687 amino acids.
AUGGCAGACGGUUUCGAAGUGAUCGAACACUUCUCGUCCUCGCUCUACAUGUUCUCCGUCGGCCUCGAGAUGGAGCCCCUCGCCAUCCUUCAACCUCCGGGACCCGAGGCCAAGAUCGCCUUCGCCGGCAUCUGCUCGACCUCCUCCCUCUUCUUCCUCUCCUACUACACCCUCAACCACGUGGGCGUGUUCAGGGACCAAAUGGAAAAGGUGGUCAUCAGGGAGCGAUCCCUGAUAGCUUUCGUCCUCAUGUUCACCGCAGCCUCUUCCCCUAUCAUCACCCGCAUGAUCACCGAGCUCAAGCUCGGCCAGACCGACAUCGGACGCCUCGCCAUCCGCUCCGGCCAGGCCAACGACUUGGUCUGCACCACCUUCAUGGCCAUCAACAUGCUGUUCCGCGCCUCCAGGAAGAUCAACAUCCUGAUCGUCGCGGCUUCAGUCGCAGCCGAGCUGAUCUUCGGGCGCGCCUCCAGGAAGAUCAACAUCCUGAUCGUCGCGGCUUCAGUCGCAGCCGAGCUGAUCUUCGGGCGGUUCGUGCUCUGGUACCUCAUCAAGUGGGCGAACAAGAGGAACCCUGUGGGGAAGAAGAUAAGGGGACUGGACAUGACUAUAGUCGUUGUGAUCACCCAAGUAUUGUGCCACCUUUCCUGGUUAUUCAACUACGACGCCAGGGUGAACUCGUUCUUGAUCGGCUUAGUGCUGCCGAGACACGGCCACGUGCCGAACUACCUCGUCGGCAGGGUCAGUUACAUCCUGACGAGCUAUAUCCUGCCACCCUACGUUGCCCUGUCCGCCACCAAGUCUUACGCCGUCCCCAAACAAGGGGAAUCGCUGGGCUCCGACAUUGCCAGGAUGACCAUCCUCAACCUAGUUUCGCUGGUCGGCAAGCUCAUCGGAACGCUGAUCGCUUGCAUUUGUAACGGCCUGCAUUGGCUGGAAGCGAUCACCCUUUCUGUGACUCUCAACAUGAAGGGACAUUUUCAUAUCAUCUUCUCCGUACUUGCUCUGGAUCGUGGCCUUAUGAAGGAGGGUUCAUUUAUAGUGGUCGUGGUGACGGUUCUAGCCUCCAUCGUCUAUGUUCCCUUCACCAUCUCCUUCAUAAUAAAAAAGGUUCGAAAAGUAAAAGGAGGAAAGGCAAGACUAAUGGGUCUCCAAUGGUACAACUCAGCAAGCGAGCUUCGAAUCACCGUCGGGCUUAUAAAACCCCAGAACGUAGUCUCAUCCAUGACCCUGAUCGAGCUUAUCCGCUCCGGUUCAGACUCACGAACCCUAGUCUACACGGUAGACAUGAUCGAGCUCACCGAACCGAGGAGAGCAGCCCUAGUUUACAAGCAAGGAACUGAUUCGGUUACGGUCGCCGACGACGAGGUCAUUGAGCUCAGAGAAGAGAUCGGGCUGGAGUUGAAAUCUCAAACGGACGGCUGCGAAGGUAUCGCGGUCAGCCGCAGCCUGGCUAUCUCCUCCUUCUCCGACAUGCACGACAACAUCUGCUGCUGCGCGCAGGACACUCUCGCCGUGCUCAUCCUGCUCCCCUUCCACAGGGGACUCAAGCCCGACGGGUCGCUGGACGAAGGACACCCCGGGUUCAGGACCGUCAGUCAAGAGAACGUCCUCCGCCAGCGCCCCUCUCGACGGGGAUCCCUAGUCGAUCGCGGGCUCGGCGCGGCGCGAAGACACCACUCGACGUCCGAGGCGCAGAAGCAAAGUAUUCAAAAGCAAGAGGAGCUGACUAUUUCAACGACUACUUUAGAGGUUGCUCGAUCAAGGAUCAGACAAACUAAAAAGGCCAUUGUUCACUUACAAGCAGAAUUAGUCCGGCAGAAGGCUCAAUUUACUCAAGAUGAAGCUAUCACGACCAUACUCAGCCUCCAUGCUACAGAAACUCUUAUGAAUUAUCAUAAAGAAGUCCAGGCUCUUGAAAAGGCUAAGAAAGAAGCUGCUGCUGCGGUGCCCAAGGAAGAUGAGCUCUGGAGAAGAGCUGAAGAGACGGUACGAGCUGCCCAUGAGGAGAAGCUCUCCGAUAUCAAGUCCCAGCUCGCACCUAUUCCCUUGAUGGAGCCUUGA